This is a messenger RNA of Penicillium concentricum, 684 nucleotides long. Its product is annotated as PX domain-containing protein YPT35. Gene Ontology annotation, molecular function: phosphatidylinositol-3-phosphate binding. The record is from RefSeq and is a predicted model, not a curated record. Gene Ontology annotation, cellular component: endosome. NCBI's taxonomy places the organism in Eukaryota, Fungi, Ascomycota, Eurotiomycetes, Eurotiales, Aspergillaceae. The transcript has 5 exons. The coding region runs from base 1 to 684 and encodes 227 amino acids.
AUGGAGCCAGCACCUGAGGAGGCCGGAUCGGCAUCGAAGCCGCACCACCCCUCCUCCCCACACUCAGAUAUCCUAACCCCCGCACUCCGACCUGAGACCGAUAGCACCAAUGACGAUCCCAAUUCCACCCUUACAAACACCCACAACGGCCAUGGCAGCUCCGCCUCCUCCACCUCGACAACAUCACGCCCCACCUCCGCUGUAGUACCACCCUACUGGCGUCGACACGAGCGUAAUACCUCGCACGCAUCCCUGUCAUCGCUUCAUGGCGCGGCUCGCAUCACCCUGGAAGAUCACACCGCCGACCCGAACUCCGAGACGAGUCGUGGGCUUUGGGCGAGUAGUGUUGCUAUCGAUGAUCAUGUUGUUGUGCGGGGUAUGACUGGGGUGGGGUCUUAUGUUGUCUGGAAUUGCCGGAUUCAGACACUUGAUGGUGGUCCGAUUGUUAUUCGGAUGAGAUACUCCGAGUUCGAUGACCUGCGUCAGCGGUUGGUUGAUUCUUUCCCGCAUGCGAGGAGUGCAUUGCCUGCAUUGCCGCCGAAGAGCGUUAUCUAUAAAUUCCGACCCAAGUUCCUGGAAUCAAGGCGUGUGGGGUUGGAGUAUUUCCUAAACUGUGUCCUUCUGAACCCGGAGUUCUCGGGCUCUCCUAUCGUCAAAGACUUUCUCUUCGGUCGGAUGUGUUAA